AUAAAAAUCAUUUUACGUUCUCGCUCAAGGUCUACACAUUUUACCAAAAAAAUGGCAUUAUUAUAUAGUAAACUGGUUCAGCCAGUCCCUUUAACAUGUUCCAUUGCUCAUAUAAAAAGAAAAAUUAUGCACUGAGAAAUUAUCAGUCACAGUUUGUACAUCGAAAGUAAACAUACAAACCAUCAAAAUGUACAAGAUCUUCCUUCUUGCCGCUGUAAUUGCCAUGGUCGCCGCGCGGCCACAAGAUGGUCACGGUCACGACCAACACCACGAACAACAACAAGAUAAACACCAUCACGAGGAACAAAAUCAUGACGAACACCAUUAUGAUGGACAUCAUCAUGAACAGUACCACCAUGACGACCACCAUGACGACCACCACUACGAGCAGUACCACCAUGAUGAUCAUCACCACGAACAGUCCCACCACGAAGAACAACAUCAUGGAGAGCACCAUCACGAGGAACACCAUGGACACGCCUCCUCCUCCCAGAGCAUCAAGCAGUACCAUGGAAAGGCCACUGAGAAACACGUCGAGUACUAUGCUCAUCCCAAAUACGAAUUCGCGUACAAGGUCGUGGACCCCCACACCGGUGACAAGAAGUCCCAGCAUGAGGCUCGUGAUGGUGAUGUAGUGAAGGGCGUGUACAGUCUGCAUCAGCCUGAUGGCUCUGUCAGGAUCGUGAAGUACCACUCUGACAAGAAGGCUGGAUUCAAUGCCAACGUGCAUUACGAAGGUCACGCCAUUCAUGUCGUUCCUGAACACCACCACUAUCAUUGAUCCUGUUAUUGCUCAACUGUUUAAAAGAUUGUUAUCUAGUGAACAAGGCAUGUGUUGAUUUGUAAAUAAUUUAUUCAUUUAAAAUUACAAUAAUACCUUAUA
Spodoptera littoralis (African cotton leafworm) is the source of this 883-nucleotide messenger RNA. Lineage: Eukaryota; Metazoa; Arthropoda; Insecta; Lepidoptera; Noctuidae. The record is from the annotation of a GenBank genome assembly.